AUGAAGAUCCUACAGCUGUACAACACUCUGAUGUUUGUGACAUGGCCAAAGCCAGGCCGGGCCCGGCAGUCUAAAAGAAGCCCUGUAAUUACUACAAACUGGUUAGCCACCGUCUACCACAGCUCCUCGCAGGACCACCAUUUACUGGAAAUCCAGUCCCAAGCCCCAAGCAACCCCAGCCCCAGCCCACAACUUCAGCCUCAGCCCCAGCUACAGCUCCCCAGCCCCGGCCCCAGCUACAGCUCCCCAGCCCCAGCUACAGCCCCAGCUACGGCUCCCCAGCCCCAGCACCAGCUCCCCAGCCCCAGCUACAGCUCCCCAGCCCCAGCUACACUACAGCUCCCCAGCCCCAGCUACAGCUCCCCAGCCCCAGCUACAGCUCCCCAGCCCCAGCUACAGCCCCAGCUACGGCUCCCAAGCCCCAGCACCAGCUCCCCAGCCCCAGCUACAGCUCCCCAGCCCCAGCCACAGCUCCCCAGCCCCAGCCCCAGCUACAGCUCCCCAGCCCCAACCCCAGCUACAGCUCCCCAGCCCCAGCUACAGCUCCCCAGCCCCAGCUACAGCCCCAGCUACGGCUCCCCAGCCCCAGCACCAGCUCCCCAGCCCAAGCUACAGCUCCCCAGCCCCAGCCACAGCUCCCCACUACAGCCCCAGCUACAGCUCCCCAGCCCCAGCUACAGCUCCCCAGCCCCAGCUACAGCUCCCCAGCUACAGCCCCAGCUACGGCUCCCCAGCCCCAGCCCCAGCUCCCCAGCCCCAGCUACAGCUCCCCAGCCCCAGCUACAGCUCCACAGCCCCAGCUACAGCCCCAGCUACGCUCCCCAGCCACCGCCCCAGCUCCCCAGCCCCAGCACCAGCUCCCCAGCCCCAGCUACAGCUCCCCAGCCCCAGCUACAGCUCCCCAGCCCCAGCUACAGCUCCACAGCCCCAGCUACAGCCCCAGCUACGGCUCCCCAGCCCCAGCCCCAGCUCCCCAGCCCCAGCUACAGCUCCACAGCCCCAGCUACAGCUCCCCAGCCCCAGCUACAGCUCCCCAGCCCCAGCUACAGCUCCCCAGCCCCAACCCCAGCUACAGCUCCCCUGCCCCAGCUACGGCUCCCCAGCCCCAGCCCCAGCUCCCCAGCCCCAGCUACAGCUCCCCAGCCCCAGCUACAGCUCCCCAGCCCCAGCUACAGCCCCAGCUACGGCUCCCCAGCCCCAGCCCCAGCUCCCCAGCCCCAGCUACAGCUCCCCAGCCCCAACUACAGCUCCCCACUACAGCUCCCCAGCCCCAGCUACAGCUCCCCAGCCCCAACCCCAGCUACAGCCCCCCAGCCCCAGCUAGAGCUCCCCAACCCUAGUUACAGCUCCCCAGCCCCAACCCCAGCUACAGCUCCCCAGCCCCAGCUACAGCUCGCCAGCCCCAGCUUCAGCUCCCCAGCCCCAGCUACAGCUCCCCAACCCCAGUUACAGCUACCCAGCCCCAAUCCCAGCUACAGCUCCCCAGCAACAGCUCCAGCUCCCCAGCCCCAGCUACAGCUCCCCAGCCCCACUACAGCUCCCCAGCGACAGCUACAGCUCCCCAGCUACAGCUCCCCAGCCCCAGCUACAGCUACCCAGCCUCAGACCCAGCUACAGCUCCCCAGCCCCAGCUACAGCUCCCCAGCUACAUCUCACCUGCCCCAACUACAGCUCCCUAGCCCCAUAUACAGCUACCCAGCCUCAGCCCCAGCUACAUCUCCCCAGCUACAGCUCCCCAGCCCCAGCUACAGCUCCCCAGCCCCAGCUCAACAUCCCCAGCUACAGCUCCCCAGCUACAGCCCCCUAGCCCCAGCUACAGCUCCCACGCCCCAGCUACAGCUCCCACGCCCCAGCUACAGCUCCCCAGCUACAGCUCCCCAGCCCCAGCUACAGCUACCCAGCCUCAGCCCCAGCUACAGCUCCCCAGCCCCCAGCUACAGCUCCCCAGCUACAUCUCACCUGCCCCAACUACAGCUCCCUAGCCCCAUAUACAGCUACCCAGCCUCAGCCCCAGCUACAUCUCCCCAGCUACAGCUCCCCAGCCCCAGCUACAGCUCCCCAGCCCCAGCUCAACAUCCCCAGCUACAGCUCCCCAGCUACAGCCCCCUAGCCCCAGCUACAGCUCCCAUGCCCCAGCUACAGCUCCCCAGCCCCAGCCCCAGCUACAGCUCCCCAGCCCCAGCUACAGCUCCUCAGUCCCAGCUACAGCUCCCCAGCCCCAUUCCCAGCUACAGGUCCCCAGCUACAGGUCCCCAGCUACAGGUCUCCAGUCCCAGCUACAGGUCCCCAGCUACAGGUCCCCAGCCCCAGCUACAGGUCCCCAGCCUUAGCCCCAGCUACAGCUCCCCAGCCCCAGCUACAGUUCCCCAGCCUUAG
Messenger RNA from Oncorhynchus masou masou (cherry salmon), 2376 nucleotides. RefSeq lists its product as uncharacterized. The record is from RefSeq and is a predicted model, not a curated record. Bases 1 to 2376 code for a protein of 791 amino acids. The transcript is spliced from 6 exons. Lineage: Eukaryota; Metazoa; Chordata; Actinopteri; Salmoniformes; Salmonidae.